UCCUUCACCCACAGCAGAAUGGCGGCUCUUUUGGAAUCGCUUCUCUUACAGAAAGUGGACAUUAAAACGGUCUUGGGCUGGCUAAAGAAAGAAGAGGAUGGAGACAGGCUGGCAUUCAGAGAACCUGGAGUGACAGUUCACAAACAAGAAUUUGUCCCAUUUCUUUUAAACUUCCUGAGAGAACAGAGCAGCCAAGCGUUAACCCAUGGCCCUGCCACGCCAGCCAAGACCCCCAGCCGCCCCAGACCUGCAGCACAGACACAGACCUUCACUGACAGGAGGGGUUGCAGGUCAGGUGGAGGUGGUGGUGGAGCUGGUUCGCGUAGUGCCAGCAGGGUCCAGCUAUUCUCUCCUGCCCCCUCAGUGUCACCUGGAACUGAGUGGGAUGCUGCCGGUCAGUCAGGGUCCCACUCUCUGAGUGGGCUCAAUGCCUUCAGCAGCCCGUCCUUUAGCACAGGAUGGAGCCCCGUCCCCAGGCCUGCAGGCUCUGAGCGCCGGUCUGGUCAGAGGAUCAGUCUGGGGGACUACAUGGUUUCUCCUCCUGAGCUCCAGAACAGCCCCGGCUACCAGUCACAGAAGGGCCGCAGGAGAAGUGGUGGCAGCAUGGCAGCAGGGGGACAAGGGAAAUAUGGAGGAUGGCGUGGAGGGCAUCACAGUGAUGAUACAGGACGGUGGGAGAGCGGGGGCAGGCGGUUCGGUAGAGGAGGAGGAGGAGGAGGAGGAGGAGGAGGGAACAGUAGGAUAAGCGAGCAGGUUUCACCUCCAUCUGUGGGGCAGCUCAACUUCAACAACUUGGAGGACUUCCCUCCUGUAGGAUCGUCCCCCAUUUCACCAGCGGCAUCCAAACCAUCACGAAGAAUAAACCCAACGCCAGUCAGUGCGGAGCGGCCACAUUCCAAACCAAAGACCUGCUUCACCUCCACCCCAUUCAGUGAAUCUAAUAGUCCCUCCUUAGCUGUAGAGACACUUGAGGGGUCGAUGACAGCAGGCAGUCCACUGAGCCUACAGGAAGAGAGGGAGCUUCUAAAGAGGGAAAAGACAAAGCGAGCUCAGCAGGUCGGCUCUCCUCUGCCGUCCUCUCUGGACCCUUGCACCCCGACCAAGUCAGGGCUUAGGAUGGGAUCUAAAGUUACACCAGAUCUGCAGACACCGUGUCCUGAACCAUCCAAAGUCACUUUCUGUUUGGAACUGGAUCUCCUUGCAGAGCUGUACUGUACCUGCAUUUCUGAAAAUCUUGUGCCAAACAUUUUCCUGGAGCUCUUCUUUGUGGUGCAGCUGCUAACGUCUCGGUCUCCUCACACUCAUGAUGAUGAUGAACAGGACAGUCUGUGUGCGAUGAAUUCAGACGUCCUGGAGAGAUGUUACCUGAGACAAGUACACAACUGUGUGUACUUUGCAGUGAAGGUUCUGGAGAAUCAGUUUCAGUUGGUGGCUCAUUUGGACAAGUGUACUUUGCGUCUGCUGGCAGAGAAUGAAAGAGUGGCGUCUUUCUCUCCAGAUCUAAGGGACCGUCUGACACAGGCCCAAGACAGAAGCACAGCCAAGCUCUCUCCAUCUGUUUCCACUUUCAUCCACUCGGUCCCGUUCCAGCCUGCGACCGACAACCGGUCCAACUUCGGCAGCGACAAGGCCUUCCACACCUUUAAAAAACAGAGGGAUAUUUUUUAUGAGGUGUUACGAGAAUGGGAGGACUUUCACAAAGAGCAGGGGUGGAGCUUUGAUGCUGCUCUCGGCAGUAGGAUAAGAGGAAUGAUGAGUCAGCUGACCUCUGCAGGAAACCAUUCCCAUUUUGCUCGUCUGUUCCUGAAACAGCUUGUUCAGAUGUGUAAAGGCCCCCGUGUGAACAGCUCUCCUGGGGACACUCCCGAUGCGGACCUGCUAGGCAUGCUAGGAGCCGACAGCCUGGGGCGUCUGAAGCGCCUUGAGGAGCGUCUCAUUCAGCCUCAUGGAGUUGUCGGCCCCUGCCCUCCUCCAUCCUUCCCUGGUCACCAGGAGUUCUUCAGGGAUUUCCUGCAGACAGCGAGCUGCUGUCAGCUGAACCAGCACUUGCAGGACAGCCUGUGUCAGCAGCUCCUCCAGCUGGAUGAGGUGUCCAUCCAGAGCCCUCCCGCCUCCAUCGGGGAGGCCGAGGAGGAGGGAGACGGUGACAUGGAGCAGCAGGAUGAGAAGCAGCGAUUCACCUCUGUGCUCCUCCUUGCGCGUCUUCUGGCUAAGUUUCUGGGCUUCAUUUCCUUUCUGCCUUACCAAACAUCUGAGAGACCGUCCAGGGAGAUACAGGAGACUGCUCUCGCCCUGCGCAGCAAGAGUGUUCCAGUGCUGGACGUGUGCGCUGUGCUGAGUAAAAGUAUGAAGAGGAGGCGCACCAUCCUGACAGUGCCCUGGCUGGUGGAGUUCCUCUCCAUGCUGGACUUUAUUGGUCCUCUGCUGACCUGCUACAGGACUGCACUGGGCACACUGCUACUCCUGUACAGGAGGAUGCUGCUGGGCAGGUGUGAAGAAGUGUGUUACCUGAACAAGCUGCUGAUGGUGUCAGUGUUGGGCUGGCUUUUCCAGAUCCCAGUGAUUCCUGAGGACAUUUUCUUCACCAGCGAAUUCACUGAGGUAGCGAAGCUGGAGGACGGCGUCACGACUGCUGCGGGGCUUGACUGCAUCCUCCUGGUGGAUCAGCAGCUGCUCUAUACAUGUUGUCCAUUUCUUGGUGAGUUCCGUAAGCUCCUCGCUGCCUUUGUGUCGGGAAGCGCAGCCAAGAGUGGAGGAAUUAUCCGCAAGAUCACCCCCACUUCUGCUGAGCUUAAGGAUACGCCAAGCGCCAACAGGUCGCAGCAGAAACUACAGGUGGACCUCGAGCAAGCCUUCUUCCACAACCAGCCUCCAUCGCUGCGUCGCACCGUGGAGUUUGUAGCUGAAAGAGUUGGAUCCAACGCUGUCAAGCACAUGAAGGCCACAUUAGUGAGUGAGCUGGUGGAGCGAGGUGAGAAGAUGCUACAAGAUGGACUGAAGUCACCAAACUCAAAUUCUUCAACUCUGAAUGACACCAUCUGUGCUCAGCUGUGUGUCGCAGGAUUGGAGGCCCUGGGAAGAGCCACCAGAUUUUGCUCUGAAAAGAGUCCUGAGGCCAUACGAAUCCUGCUCCCAGACGAGACCUCUCCUGCUGUACUGACCACGUCUGAAAACAUCACCAAACGUCUUGCAACAGAGAAGGCAUGCAGCUGGCUCUCCGCCAACAUCACAGCCCUGAUAAGACGAGAGUGGAAGAACCGGUAUGAUCGCGUGAUGAAGGCGGCGGGCAGCCCGGCGACUCCAGACUCGAGGAACGCGGAGGGCGCUGUGGUGGAGCUGGUCUCCCAGGAGCAGGCGACGACUCCCAAGAGGAAACAGGGGAGCGAGAGAGUGACAUCCUGCCCUCCACACUGCAACCACAGCGCUUCACUGCCCUCUGACAUCCUCAUUGAGAUGAAGGAGUUGCUGAGCAUAGCAGUCGGCCCAAGGACUGACGAGGAGCUGCUGAAUGCCAAUCAGAUCCGAACGCUGCUGCAGAGAGUGUGCGACACACUAGCCUGCAGAAAGUUCUCAUCUGGGGUGUCAGAGCAGAUGCUACUGAACACUACUGUCCUACUGGCCUGCAAACUGGUGUCAGCAGAGCUGCCGGUGCCGUCUCAGUCACAGGGCAGCAAGGGUGAUGGGGUUGUUGUGGGUCCUGGUUCAGGAUCAGAGGCUCCUGUCAGAGCACUGCUGGAGCAGCUUGCUGAGCUGUGGGAAGAAGACUGCUGCUCCUUCGCCCCCCUCCACCUGCUCUUCACCCCGCUCACGGUCACUGCUGUGCUGAAGGCCAGCGACACUGAGUGGAACAACUACCUGUUCCUGGUUAGGAAGCUGGUCGACAGAGGAGUCCUGAGCGAGGAAGAGGUCAUAUCUCAUUGGAAGAAGCUAACAAACUUGGCCUUGCCGGCGGAGCUGAUAGAGAAUUUCCAGCUGCAGUCACAGAGUAUUAAGCCCCCCUUGCCUCUGGCUGAGUUGCAGAGCCGCAUGGACAUGCUGCAGGUCUCACAACAGACAGUAGAGGGUGCUACAUGACAGCGAUAGUAUUACAAUCCGGCUGAAUCCUCUGUGUGAUCACCACAGUGUUUUAUGUCACAUCUGUCAGUGUGUUAUCCAGAAGGGAGAUAGAUCUGGGGGACUUCUCGUUGUUGACCAUUUUUCGAUUUUGCCACUGCACAGAGCAUCAAAGCUGCUCCACAGAUGGCCUCUGCACAGGCUUUGCAAGCUUCACACUUUUGUUCUCCACCUGUGAAGUGACCGCAGCCUUUCAUGAAUCUGUCUGCUCUGGAAAGAACCAGAGAGCCCUGCCAGUCAGAAGUAGGUAGGGGACCACACCAUCUCACACCUUUAGAUCUGCUGAACUUUCCUGCAAGCAGACGUGGUAGAUGUUUGUGUCCGAAGGGAAAUACUACUAGAUGAAACAUUUCAAACAGUCAGGACCAGAGCAGAGAAUUGGCAAAGACAGAAGAAGGGUCAGUAUCAAACUCAAACUGAGUGACUUGUAUCGACCCUAAAGACCUCGACUCAUUAAAACAUCCCAAUUUUUACAUGUAGGAUUCCACAAGACGAGCCAUAGUUUGUCGAGAAAAACUUUUUACUAAAAAUGACUGAAAACUUUUUUUUUUCUUGUUGGUUUUUAAACUCACCAGAGGAAAUAAAAUGUAUUUGUUUUAGUACGGCACUUUCACACACUGCCUUUGACCGCCACUACUAGUGAUUAUCGCAUGUUUAUUUCAUGAAUGCAAGAUUGCGUUUGUGAUUCGUUUCUUAGUUCAUGUUGAACGAGCGCUGUAUUCCCUGCUGCUUUUUAAAAUGAAAUAAUUUUUUGUUACCUCAAAAAUAUUAAUAAAGAUGUAUUCUGGUUUUAAA
This is a messenger RNA of Epinephelus lanceolatus (giant grouper), 4908 nucleotides long. It is a transcript of the gene cdan1, whose product is annotated as codanin 1. Gene Ontology annotation, cellular component: nucleus. Lineage: Eukaryota; Metazoa; Chordata; Actinopteri; Perciformes; Serranidae. The record is from RefSeq and is a predicted model, not a curated record. Gene Ontology annotation, biological process: chromatin organization.